AUGAAGAAGUCAGUUGCUGAAGCGCUGAUGAAGCUGUUCGACAGUGGAUACAUGACGGCCGAUGACGUAGAUGAGCGUGCCGUUGAAAUGAUGAAUUCGUUCCCCGAAGAUCAAGCUCGUUAUAUUGUUGAUCAGUUGAGGGUAGGUCUAGCUCAGUACUUGAUGUCUCUUAUGCGUAACUUCCGCGAUCGGGUCCGCAACCAGGGAGCCCAAUCAGUCAUGGCAGGAAAGCUUAUUACCGGACCAGACCCAGACAAGAUGGCUGAAAUUUUGAAAAGAACUGGGUAUUCGUUGGAGAUCACAGUCGGACAGCGUAAAUAUGGCGGUCCCUGCCCCGGAUGGGAAGGACCACCAACCGGACCUGCUGGUCAGGGACAUGAAGUAUACGUGGGACACAUUCCACAUGAACUCUUCGAGGAUGCACUCGUGCCACUAUUUGAGCAAUGCGGCAAAAUCUGGGAUCUGCGCUUGAUGAUGGACCCGAUGUCAGGCAAAAACCGUGGAUAUGCGUUCCUGACGUUCUGUGAGAAAGCGUCUGCCGCAGAGGCGGCCAAGAAGGUUAUUACUUCUCCGUCCGUCCAACUCUCUCUCGCAUCUAGGGGGCGCUCUUAG
Molecule: messenger RNA, 612 nt
Organism: Strongylus vulgaris
Lineage: Eukaryota; Metazoa; Nematoda; Chromadorea; Rhabditida; Strongylidae
Source: the annotation of a GenBank genome assembly